CCCUCACUCUUGCUAAACACUUGACGUAUCAGCUGUUCAUGCAAAAGAAGGAACGCACCCAAAUUCCUACUCCUUCUGGCUUCCUACAGGUGGAUAAGGCCAAGUGUGGCCAUCCAUCAGCAAAAUGUUCAGCACCCAUGAGUCCAAUCGUGAAGCAUUUCUCGAGGCAACCAGGGAAGCUAGAGAGGAGCGGGCCGCCGAACGAAGGCGCGAUGAAGCUGCUGUUGCUAUUCAGGCAGCUAUACGUGGCUGGCUUGUGCGUUGCAGUGUGGAAAAGAAAACAAGAGAGCAUUUUGAUGAGGUCUUUGGCACAGAACCACCGCCUGCUGACCAGACAAACACGCUCCCUAUUGCCACUGAAGCAUUCAAGGAAGCUGCGAGAUUUGUAAAGAUAUUUGAUCUUAAAAAGGACAAGAAAAGAUUUGAGAUUUUUACAAGGUACCUUUUGGCAAGCAUGGAUAGUGAAAAUGUGAAGCAAAGCUAUGUUUCAUGUGGGAUGAACAAAGAGCUUACCUUGCACUGGAUUCAGCACAUGAAGGAUGUUCUGCAUAUAACAUGUAAAGUGUUGGAGAGUUUACAGGCAGACGUGUCAUCAGAUAAUCGUUUGAUAUCACUCUACCUGCACCUUCUCCUUGCCUUCACUGCCACCAACACUUGGCGAAUUAUUCGUGCACCCAACCUUGAACCACUACGACCAGCUCUCAAUAAACUGACUGAAAAUAUAAUGGGGGAUUUGGUGUGCAGAGGCCUUUACACAACCCUCAAUUGUGUACUUGUACGCGGAUUAUGCAGAGGAAAAGCAGCACUGAGGGGUCCAGCCAUUACUACUAUUGUGACUCUAUCCAUGCGGCCUUUGAUAGCUACCAACUAUUCAGACAAACUACUCUCACUUACUACCAUUCACAUACUGAGUGUCCCUGCCUUGGUUCACCAUCUAGUUCACCUGGCACCUGAGGCUCUGAAGAUGAUCCAGAAUAGUAACUUGUUUGAGAGAGCUGUUGAAUUCAUGCAAAGUGAGCAGAAUCUGCGAAUCGUAUUCAACACAUUGGAGGGCCCCUAUGCCUUGUGUCUUUUGGCCAACCUUGUGCAUAUGGGUUAUGAAGAGAGAGAUGGUGCCUUAAAAGAAUUGGCUUUCCCGCAAUUCAAUUUUGUAGUAACAAAGCUGUUAGAAAAAUGCAGAGAAUAUGUGACAACAAAACAGAGCAGUCUGACACAGUGGCACCCGGUGCUUGGUUGGUUCUCCCGCCCCCUUGAUCAACAUCUGAAUGAUGCACUGUCCACUGUCAAAACACAGUUGCAGCUCCUGUGGUCUGGCCCCGUCAUCAGAGUUAUGUUCUCUACGCUCACAGAAUUAGUCAAAGACCAGGAACCCUUAAUAAGUGACACCAAUGAUAUCUCGGGGCUUUCCUUGACUUCCACCACCUCGUCUUUGAGCUCCAUAACCUCAGCAAGUCUCCUGAAGAAAGCUUUUGAAUGCAAACUUAGCUCCUCAAGCAAAAACAGCCCCCUGGGUAGUGGAGGAAUGCCCAAAAGUGGGACUUACCGCAAGCUGGGCUCUAAUGAGAUCUCGACAGUUGCCAUGGUGUGCUCCAUGUACCAUACUGCAACCACUACUCUGUCUCAGUUGCGCAUGGAUAUCCUAACAGGUUUAUGCUACAAGAGUGACAUUGUCAUCCAACUGUGGAUGAUAUUGCUCUCUCUUGGUCCUACUUGUGGAUUAAAGAGCUUCUUGGAUCUGCUGUCUGUAUCAACCAAAGCAUCUGCCCCAGAAUUCCAUAUGCUCAUGCUUUUCUGUGACUCAACCACCCACCUAGUGACGAUCUUGGAUGACAUGGAGAUGUACGAGAAGCAGAAACCCUUCAGUGUUGCUGAUUAUGCUGCAAUGGCAUAUUUUCUCAACAACUUCAUAUAUAAAUUGAUCCACAAUGGCCUCGUGGAUGUUCGGAACGUGAAGAACAGUCCCCUGUUCUCUUCCCUCCACACCUUGUUCAUGCUGCUGUACACUCGCAAUUCACGCAGAAGAUAUGUCCCAAACACACACUGGUUGAUUAAGGAGGUGCGCGUGUCAUCGUUCAUGGCAGACUUUGGACGGGGGAAAAAAAGCACGCAGGUAUUACUGCAAGAGAUGCCACACAUAAUUCCUCAUGAAGAACGUGUGCUCUUAUUGCGAAUGCAAGUUGCAAAUGAAAAGGAGGUACUGGGACUAACUGAAGCGGCAUGCGCAGCUCCACAGUCAACCCUCAUUACAGUACGAAGGUCUCGUCUUGUUGAGGAUGGGUACAGACAAUUGGCUUCGCUGUCACCUCAAGCCCUAAAGGGGUUGAUACGAGUCCGCUUCAUCAAUGAGCAGGGCUUAGAUGAGGCGGGAAUUGAUCAGGAUGGUGUGUUCAAAGAAUUUCUGGAGGAGACUCUGAAGAGGGUGUUUGAUCCUUCACUCAACUUGUUCCGUCUGACAAGUGAGGAACGGCUGUACCCAUCCCCAACAUCUUCAAUGACAGAAAAUCAUCUGCAGUUGUUUGAAUUCACAGGCAAGAUGUUGGGCAAGGCUGUAUACGAGGGCAUUGUCAUUGACUGUCCAUUUGCAUCAUUUUUCAUGAGCCAAAUCCUAGGUGAACAGCAGUCUGCCUUGUACUCCUCCAUCGAUGAACUGCCAUCACUAGACCCCGAGCUUUAUAAGUCACUGACCUAUAUAAAGCACUAUGAAGGCGAUGUGAGCGACCUUGACCUCACCUUUUCCUAUGACGAGGACUACCUGGGUCAGAUUAUCACUCACGAACUUCGACCAGGGGGUAAAGCAGUGUCAGUGACCAAUGACAACAAAAUUGUCUACAUCCACCUCAUGGCUCACUUCAAGAUGCACACCCAGAUCAAGGAGCAAACCAAGGCCUUCAUACGGGGAUUCCGGUCCAUUGUCAACCCUGAGUGGUUUGGGCUAUUUUCCGUGCCAGAGUUCCAGCGAUUAAUUUCGGGAGACAAUGUGGCUGUAGAUCUGAAGGACCUUCGACGUCACACGCAGUACUAUGGCGGCUUCCAUGACAAGCACCGAGUUGUGUGCUGGCUGUGGGACAUCUUGGAGCAGGACUUCAAGGAGGAGGAGAGAGCACUUUUUCUCAAGUUUGUGACCAGCUGCUCAAAGCCUCCACUCCUUGGGUUCACACACCUGGAGCCGCCCUUCUCAAUCCGCUGUGUGGAGGUUGGUGAUGAUGAGGAUACAGGGGAUACCAUUGGCAGUGUCAUCCGUGGCUUCUUCGCCAUUCGCAAACGCGAUCCGGUAAAUCGCCUGCCAACUUCCUCAACCUGCUUUAACCUGUUGAAGUUACCCAACUACCAGCGUAAAAGUACACUGAGAGAAAAGUUGAGAUAUGCCAUUACUAGCAACACUGGUUUUGAACUCUCGUAAAAAAUCAUUGUGCUAAAAAGGGAAAGUUCAAAUUAAAUUUUAGUGCAGUGUAUGCAUAUAGCAGCCUGCAUAAUUUUCUUACAUGAUAAAAGAUACAUUUCUUGUGUUUGUUGAUUGAAAGGAAGACACUUGUGAGAAAUCACAUGAUGCUAUUGACUUAAAAGCAGUGUAUUAGUACUUCUUUCCAUCAAUGUUUUAUUUAUUGAAUAUUUUUCUUCUCAUUUAAAUACUGGUGAAAGAUCAGUGUAUAAUAUAACUACUUUGUUAUCUUUAUAAAAUCUUACUUUCUUUUCACAGAUUGGUUAGUUUCUUUAUUUCUUUGUUUUUAUUGCCAGUGUUUAUGGCAAGUUAAAAAUAUCUGAAAAGAAUCCGAAAAGAUUCUGAAUUGUGUCCAAAAGAUAGAUAUUGCAGUCAUAGUUUGUAGGAGGGGAAAAAAUAUGUGUCAUUGUGUAGCUAGAUAAUGCACUCUGUGAGGAUUAGGUCCUUGAGAGAAACAGAUGAAUAUUUUUCCAAGUCUACUGUAAGUAGAAUGUAUAUUGUUGUAUAGAAAUAUUGAGGAGGCUUUGAUUUCAGUGAGGCUUUUAUGUAUGCCUUUGUCAUUGACCUGUGUUAUUGGUUUAAUUUUAAAUCUUUUAGAAGAUUUUGUUUGAAGAAGCAAAUAUCUAUAAACAUUCCUUUUUAUUUUACUCUAUUUUACUGGUCUUGAAUAAUAUAUAUAUAGCCUGUUGUAAAUAGUUGAGACUGACGAGAAUCCUCUUCUUGUGUUUCUUUAGCUCCUUGCAUAUUUUCCAAAGGUAUGAAAGAGGCUAUUAGAGGCUGUACUUGCAUCCACUGUUUCUUCAACACUGGUAUUUCUUAUCCUUCUUUCCCUUUAAGUAGGUUAAUGAUACUUAGAUGGAUUUUUUGCUUGGUAAAUAUUGGAGCUGUUACCAUCCUUAUUGCUAAGUGUUAUGGUUUGGAUUUCCAGCGUCAGCUUGAUGUGCAUAUAUGGUAUUGUCAUCUGUGAUAUUAUACCAGGUUCAAUGGGCCUGCUUAUUCAGACGUAGCACUCUGGUCAGUUGAUGUCAUCUGCAUAUUAUUAAUAAGCAUGUAUGUUAGUUUAUCCUAUCCCUCCCUCAUUCAUGGUGGAAAAGGAAAAUUUUAGUGCCAAUGAGAUGGGUCACUCCUAUGAUAAGGUUGAUGUGACCAUUAUAUCAUUAAAAAUUUAGCAUGAGAGGUAGAUGAUGUGAUCAUGCUGUUAUGGGAAAAUUUGGCUGUGGCCCACAGUGACAUGAACUUGCCAUCACAAGAAUUUUUGCUGGAGUCAGGGGUGACGGAAAUGACUCGCCCCAAGUGCACAAAGCUCUUGGGGGGUGAUUAGACUCAUUUGGCAUUUAGGAAGGGUUUUUUUUUUUUUUUUUCAUUACUUCCAAUGACAAGCAAGUGCAGAAUGUACUGUCUGUGAACCACGAUUGGAAGAGCGCCAUCUCCAGGAUUGAGAAACCUGAAUAUUAUUAUUUUUUUAAUGUUACAUAUUGUUACUUUUGCACAGAGUUAUGCACUACCUAGAGAGAUGGUAUGGAGUCUGUGCAAGGAAAACAGUCUAUUACCAUCUGGAUAAAGCAUAUCCAAUGACAAAUAUAGACAUUGGAAAAUGGCAAAAAAGAAAAAAUGCCUGUGCAGAAAAAGAGAAAAUAACAUUGUAAAGGGGAGGCAUGGAGUCUUGUCACCACGCAAUUGUUCAUGUGCAUGCAGCCAGCCUACAAGCCACACAUCCAUCAGUGGCCACUAAAGUAAGCCUAAUGCCUGUAUUUUGAGCCAUGUGAUGGCAGGGAAACAUCUGGAUCCAUUGGGUUAAAUUUCACAAGCUGUAGAUGCUCGUGUUGAUGUGCAUAUCUCAACUGACUGAAAUGUAUCCUCAGAAUACUGACAUGAUGCCCACUAGAGUAGAAAGUAGAUGGGGGUUGCUUGCUCUGAUGCAACAAUUACUAUUAUCAUUAUGAUGUUUUUAAAUAUAUAUAUUCAUUGUGAUUGUAAUAACCUAUUUAUUGAAAUUCUUAUUACUUUUUUUAGGGGAAUGACUCAGUGCAGGUAAUACAAGAUAGAAAAGAAAUUGUGUACGAUGAGAUUUUGAAUGAAUUUCUGCAGCUAAACAUGCAACUUUCCUUGUAGAUUGAAUGAUAAUAGUAUAAUGUAAUGUUACGUACCAUAAUAUCUUUUUUUUGCUCUCUAGGUUUAUUUUUUAUUUUAUUUUUUUUUUAUUUAUUUAUUUUAUUUUAUUUUUUUUAUCACAUUUAUAUAAACUAUUUUUUUAAAUAUAAAAACACUUUCUGCAUUUGUCUGUUAUUGUCUUUGGAACAACAGAUAAUUUUAUUCUUCAUAUGCAUGAAUCAUAAUUGUUUUUGUUUGAAAAAAAGAUAAUACAAAUAUAUAACAUGCACUUUGUUUUAGUAAUAAGGGCAGAUAUGAGUCAAAGCUUAAGAGUCAGAUAUUGUGGCUAAAAAUGUGUUCAGAGCAUAGUAUUGAUUUUUAGACAUCAAUUAAAUAUUUUGCAUGUAUUGUAUUUUUUGUGUGUAACACUUUUUAGAAAUCUCCAAGUAACAUAAUCUCCAAUUAAUAUUGGUUUAAAAUACCAUUUUCUUAAUGUUUAGAUAUGUAAAUGCUCUCAUUUAUCUCUUUUUCUUAUUUCAUGAAAGAAUUAAAGAUAAUUUUAAUCUAAAAUAAAUAAUACUCCCAUGACCCUUCCUGUAAAGCUAAUUUACAUAAUUUUUAUAUAUAGUUAACCCUAAUGUUGCUUAGAUGGCAAGAAUACAUGCCAUGUCUGUUAUGUCAUUUUGUUUACUGAUUGUCUUUACACUUAGAUGGCUGCACAAGUGCUUAACCUGUUUUAUACGGUGCCACCAACGCCAGCAUCACGAAGCGCCAAUUGAACAUACAGUGACGCCAGCAUUGGCGUCUUAAUUCCAUUUGAUUUUAGUUGUUGCAGAGUGAUCACGUAUUCAGCACUAGAUCUAUUUUUUGAAUCUGUAUUCUGUGUGUGUUUGGGGGGGUGAAAGCGAGAGAGAGAGAGGCAGAUACUGUAUUAGAUAAAGAGAAAUUCAGUACAACACAAAUAAAUUUACUGCUCACUGGUGAGAGACCCAUACACAAGCAACGUGCACUUCUGAAACCAAGAGAUAGAACGGGUUAAUCAUCAAGGAGUCAGUUACUAGUACUACGUAGCUAAACUUUUACCCUUUCUCUUGAUAUUUGGAAACAUGUAUUUCUUAUUGCUAUUAGUAUUGUUACUAACCUAAUAAUCUUACCCCCCUAUCCCUUGUCUGUUAUUUUCCUGGAGGGCUUACGAGACAGAGCCUGGGACCCAAUGCUGGGGUUUACCCCUACCUUGGGCCUUAGCCCUCGCUACUCAACUAAUUUUGAUUGGUCUUUUCUUCUGCCCUUUCCAUUUCCUUCUCUUCUCCAACCCCUUAUACUAUCCGCUUCAUAAGGUGAGAGCCAUGUUGAGAGGCUGAAAAGGCUGACUUUGUGACUGUCAUAAAUGACCUGGGAGAGCCAUAGGCACAGGAUUCCCAUCAUCCCAUCUUGCCACACUUCCAUCAGCAGGGGUGGACUGUUUCUCUUCCCAAAAUACUCCAGGCUUACCAUGACCAGUAAUAAAGAUUUUGUACCCCUUUUAGAGGAAAUGAGCCUUACUCCUUUGUCAACCAGCCCCAGUGACUUCCAGCUUCCUCACCCCAGGCUCUCCUUUGACCAUGACUUUGAAUACUGCUAUUACUACCUUCUCCUCAUUUAUCUACUAACACCUCAGCCUUGACCAAAUUAUCCACCCAGGUCAUUACAUGACCUCCAGAAAACAUUCCUCCUCCCUCAACAUCUUAUACUUCAUCUCCACCCCAACAGCUUUCUUCAUCUCCAACCACUUCUCCCUCAUUGCUACUCUUCAGCCUUAUUGUCCACCUCUCCAUAGUACUACCUCUCUUAGUACUUCCCUCACCUCUACAAACCGACUGCUACCUCUUUGCCCUUUUCAAUACCAUACUAUCCUGAACUGUGCUAUGACUUUUGACAUGUAGCAGAUUUAAUAAUGAACUAACCUCCCUCUUUACAGGUCUCACUACUACACCUUUCUAUAGUGCUAUAUGACCUUUAGUGUCUAGCACAUUUAUUUUGUUUUGCAACCAUUAUUCAUUAACUGUUAUAAUCAUGAUAUGAUCAACAACAGUAACAACACUGGUAUUAAUAGCAUAAGAAAAAUAUUUUUCCCAAAAACUCCAUGAGAGGAGAAAUCAGCUUGAGGACAUGUAGUCUUAUUAGUUAGCUCCUUGGUGGCUGAACACUUGUGGAGCCAUCAAUAUGGAAACAAAACUCAAAAGAAAAAGUACACAAUUUGAUUACUCGACACCAUAGGAUUAAAAAGGAAAGGUUAUUUUUUUCCAUAAGGUGUCAUCUUUGCUGAAAAUUUCUCACAAAAAGAUACAAAUAUUCACUUAGCUGAAAUAGCAUGCAUUGUUCAUAAAAUACUGUUGGCAUGAUGGGUAAGUAGGGCCAGAAUUCCAGCACAGAUUAUAUAGCAACAUUUGAGGAGGUAUAGGAAGGAACAUCGUCUGCACUUUUGCCAUCUGUCCACUUGCUGUGCUUGUGUGUAAGGGUUAGGUCACUUUUUGACCUUUUUUGAUUUUAUUUAUUUAUUUAUUCUACUUUUUAUUGAUUGUUUUUUGACAAUUAGAUGUCUUACUUUAUUAAUACAUUUGGAGUGGAUGUCAUUUGUUAUUUAUUUGCAGUAUAUCUAUGAUUUAAUGUUACAUGUCCAGGCUGUCAAUGCUUGAUUUUGUAUUAGUGAGAAUAGCUAAUUAGUUUUUACCUUCAUUAUAUAAACUGAAUACUGAUAUUUAAUAUUAAUGGCUGCCACUUGGGAUAUAUAAUGCUGAACAGGUGUGAGGAACAUCUUUAUCCCAUUUUUGUCCUGUAAUUUAUUUUAAUUUGGCCAUUUUCUGUAUAUGGUUUCAUCUUCACUAACAUUCUGGGAUGCACAUCCAUUACCUGCAAUUCAUCUAAUUCCUCGAAGAAUUACUUGUCCAUUCACUAUGAGGCAUUGAAUUGUUUUGUAUUCAGUUGUUUUGUAUAUUGCAUUUUGAAGAAGAUACCCAGAGAUGUUUAGUAAGCCAAGUUAAUGUUGCUUAUGUGUUAAUAUUUGCAUGUUACAAUUUGUGUGCAUUGGCCAGGUUUUAUAAUAUUGCUAGUUUAUGACAAUGUUGUUUGCAUAUUUUGGUUACUUUCAUUAAUGUAGUUGGGCCUCAUAUUCAAGUGCAUUAUAAAAGAGAAUGCACUUAGCAUAUUACUCAUUAUUUUUUUAGAUAUUGGUUGCAGUCAGUACCCUCUUAACAAGUGCCUGAAAAUAUAAUUGGUGCCUCCUGUAAAAAUUUAUAACAGUAUCAUUUAAGGUCCUUAAAUUGUUUGGUCUCUUGGCCUCAACAUAUAGAAGACAUUUACCAAUAAUUUUAAACUUACAUAUAUAUAUGUAUGUAUGUAUGUAUGCUUCAUUACAUAUUCUUCCCACACUUAUGUUAGAGAAAGGAAUUUUCUGUCAGCUCUAACAGUGGAAUAUCAAUUAUUUUAUCCAUGUUAUUUUACAGUAUUGUCAGUUUCCCAUUAAAACCAUAUCCUUCAGAGUAGUGUUCCUGUUAGGCAUUAUCAAUAUGAAAGGCCUGUUUCUUUAUGUAAGUUGAGAAAUGAUAAAUAAAUAAAAUGUAUCAGGGUUAUUAUGGCAGUGCAUCCACAAUACACAGAUUGUAAAUUAUAAUGUAUAUAGAUAUACUAAUGUAAAUGAUGAAUGGCUAUUGGAAGUUUGUCAGUGCAGCCAAGAAUGUACAUACUGUAAAUAUGGUAGUGUUAUACAAAUAUAUUGUGUAUACACA
This is a messenger RNA of Penaeus vannamei (Pacific white shrimp), 9294 nucleotides long. RefSeq names its product ubiquitin-protein ligase E3B. The record is from RefSeq and is a predicted model, not a curated record. Lineage: Eukaryota; Metazoa; Arthropoda; Malacostraca; Decapoda; Penaeidae. Gene Ontology annotation, biological process: protein polyubiquitination; ubiquitin-dependent protein catabolic process. Gene Ontology annotation, molecular function: ubiquitin protein ligase activity; protein binding.